CAGAGGGAGGAGGAGGAGGUGGAUGGUAAGAACGAGGGGCAGAGGAGGCGCGCCACAGAGGGAGUGGUGGACAUCACAAAGCUCUGCCUGAUGGAGAUGAACGAGGAGGAACUGGCCGUCACACUGGGGGACAGAUCUGCUGCUUUCAGGUGCCAACGCAAAAUUAAGUCUUGUUUGAAGAAGAAAUUCAAGUAUGUGUCUGAGGGUAUCGCUAAAGAAGGACAGCAAACAUGUCUGAAUGACUUCUACACAGAGCUCUUCAUCACAGAGAGAGGCAGUGGAGAGGUCAACAAGGAACAUGAGGUCAGACUGAUUGAAACAGCUUCCAGGAGACUGGCCAAGGAGGAAACACCAAUAAAAUGUGAAGACAUCUUUAAACCCUUACCUGAUCAAGAUCAUCCAAUCAGAACAAUUAUGACAACUGGAGUGGCCGGCAUUGGUAAAACCGUCUUAACACACAAGUUCACUCUGGACUGGGCCGGAGGCAAAGCCAACCACGACAUACACUUCACAUUUCUCUUAACUUUCAGAGAGCUGAAUUUUCUGAAAGGGAAAGAGUUAAGCUUGGUUGAACUUCUUCAGCACUUCUUUAUUGAGACCAAAGAAGCAGGAAUCUGCAGAUUUGACCUGUUCCAAGUUAUCUUCAUCUUGGAUGGUCUGGAUGAGUGUCGACUUCCUCUGGACUUCCAGAAUAACCAGACCUGGACUGAUGUCACAAAGCCAACCUCGGUGGACAUGCUGCUGACAAACCUCAUCAGUGGCGACCUGCUUCCCUCCGCCCGCAUCUGGAUAACCACACGCCCUGCAGCAGCCAAUCUGAUCCCUGCUGAGUGUGUUGACAUGGUGACGGAGGUGAGAGGGUUCAACAACCCACAGAAGGAGGAGUACUUCAGGAAGAGAUUCAGGGAGGAGAAUCUGGCCAGCGCAAUUAUCUCCCACGUCAAGAAAUCAAGAAGCCUCCACAUCAUGUGUCACAUCCCAGUCUUCUGUUGGAUCACUGCUACAGUUCUGGAGGACAUCUUCAAAACAUCUAAAAGAGGAGAAGAGAUGCCCAAGACCAUGACUCAGAUGUACAGCCACUUCCUGAGGGUUCAGUCCAUACAGGGGGGCAGGAAGUAUCAUGGGAAACCUGAAACAGAUUCACACUGGAGUUCAGAGAGCAGGAAGAUCAUUGUUUCUUUGGGAAAACUGGCUUUUAACCAGCUGGAGAAAGGCAACCUGAUCUUCUACGAGGCAGACCUGGCAGAGUGUGACAUCAAUAUCAAAUCAGCUUCAGAGUACACUGGAGUGUUCACCCAGAUCUUUAAAGAGGAGUUUGGGGUGUACCGGGAAAGUGUGUUUUGCUUUGUCCAUCUGAGCAUCCAGGAGUUUCUGGCUGCCCUUUAUGUCUUUCUGUCCUUCAUCAACACGGGGGUCAAUCUGCUCUCAGAAGAAGCAUCAACCUCUGGUGAAGAUAAACUCCUCCAUCUCUACCAGCAUGCUGUGGACAAGGCCUUACAGAGUGAGAACGGACACCUGGACUUGUUCCUCCGCUUCCUCCUGGGCCUCUCUGAGGAGACCAAUCAGAUUGUCCUACUAGGUCUGCUGGGACAGACAGGAACUAGCUCACUGACCAAUAAGGGAACUUACAUCACAUUAGUUUCUUACAUCAAGAAGAAGAUAAAUGGAGAUCUCUCUCCAGAGAGAAGCAUCAACCUGUUCUAUUGUCUAAAUGAGCUGAACGACCGUUCUCUAGUGGAGGAGAUCCAACAGUACCUGACAUCAGGAAGUCUCUCAAGAGAAUCUCUCUCCCCUGCUCAGUGGUCUGCUCUGGUCUUCAUCCUACUGACAUCAGAAGAGGAGCUGGACGAGUUUGACCUGAAGAAAUACUCUGCCUCAGAGGAAGGUCUUCUGAGGCUGUUGCCAGUGGUCAAAGCCUCCAAAAUAUCUCUGCUGAAUGGCUGUCAUCUGUCAGAGAGAUGCUGUGAAGCUCUGGCCUCAGUUCUCAGCUCCAACUCCUCUAGUCUGAGAGAGCUGGACCUGAGUACCAAUGAUCUGCAGAAUUCAGGAGUGAAGCUGCUCUCUGCUGGACUGAGGAGUCCACACUGUACACUGGAAACUCUCAGGUUAAAUGGCUGUAAACUGUCAGAGAGAUGCUGUGAAUCUCUGGCCUCAGUUCUCAGCUCCAACUGCUCUAGUCUGAGAGACCUGGACCUGAGUUCCAAUGAUCUGCACGAUUCAGGAGUUAAGCUGCUCUCUGCUGGACUGAGGAGUCCACACUGUACACUGGAAACUCUCAGGUCAGUUAUCAGCCUCUUCUUCAAACAAGUGCUGCUCAUGUUCUCUCUGGAGUACCUGAAGAACCAGCCGGCUCGCGUGUCUGCCAACACAGAGAUCACCUCCAUGAGUGGCUACCUCAGCGGGUCAAAGGGCAGCAAGAAGCAGUGGAAGAGACUGUGGUUCGUCAUCAAGGACAAAGUGCUAUACACCUACGCUGACGUGGCGGCGCUGGAGAGCCAGCCCCUGCUGGGGUUCUUCCUGAGGGAGGAGAAGUAUGGCCCUGCCCAACGGCAGCAGUUCAAACUGUACCAUAAAAACACCAUGUUUUACAUCUUCAAGGCCGACGACAUCCCCACCGCACAGAGGAGGGACUCCGGGCUCCCGUCCAGCACGCACCCCUCGGACCCCUCGCCCCUCUCGGACCCCUUGGACCCCUGGGACCCCUCGGACCCCGCGGAUCCCUCGCACCCCUGGGACCCCUCGCGCCCCUCGGGCUCCUCGCGCCCCUUGGACCUCCCGGGGCCCUCGGAUCCCUCGGACCCCUCGCGCCCCUCGGACCCCUCGGACCCCCCGGACCCCCUCGGACCCCCCGGACCCCUCGGACCCCCUCGGGCCUCUGGGACCCCUCGGACCCCUCGGACCCCCUCGGACCCCUGGGACCCCUCGGACCCCCCGGACCCCUCGGACCCCGUGGACCGCCAUGCGAGGAACACCACAGCUUUCUGUUUCUGUCCUCAUCACAUCCGUGUCUGUCACUGCUUCAGAAGGCCGCGGUGGUCGGUGGAGCUCCGAAGCGCCUUGGUGUUUAUUGUCCAGGUCAGCUCCUCCUGA
Messenger RNA from Gadus morhua (Atlantic cod), 3090 nucleotides. RefSeq names its product NACHT, LRR and PYD domains-containing protein 3-like. NCBI's taxonomy places the organism in Eukaryota, Metazoa, Chordata, Actinopteri, Gadiformes, Gadidae. The record is from RefSeq and is a predicted model, not a curated record. The annotation marks the transcript as partial. The transcript is spliced from 10 exons. Gene Ontology annotation, molecular function: protein binding.